CGGGCCCCUGCAACCGCCUGGCCCGGCUCCCCCGCCGGCUGCCGGGCGGAGCUCACUGCUGGCCCUGCUGGCCCCCGAGUCCUCCCCGUCCCCCGCCAGCCGGGACGCCCUCGUCCCGGGGGCCCCACCGGCGUUGCUGGAGGGGACUGGGAAAGGGCGGGAAGAGCUGCGGUUGCGGGAGCUGGAGGUAGGGCGCGGGCGAGGGAGGCCCAGAUGGGAGAAGACGAUGCGCUGGUUGGUCGGACCUGCAGGCAACUGGCGCGAGAAGUGGAGCAAGGUGAGAAGCGAGCGCAACCGGGCGCGCCGGGAGGUGCGGCAGCUGCGGCAUCGCCUGGAAGCCCUCACCAAGGAGCUGGCCAGCCUGCGCCCGCGACCGGGACCGUCGACCAGCGACGCGCCGGAGGAGCGCCGGCCACCGGCACGGCCGCAGCCGCAGCCCCGGCAAUCCUCCCGCCACGCACCCGACGGGGCGGAGGGGGACACCGGCCCUGAGCACGAGCCUGUGCGGGACGUGGGGGCUGAGGUGCCCCAAAAAGGCAAGGAGCUGGAGCUGAUGGAAAACAUCUUGACGAGCAAGCAGGAUGAGAGCUGGGAGCAGCGGGGCCCCCGGGCCUCCUUCAGCCGCCAGGAACGGAGCCGCCUGCUCUGGGAGGAUGUCAGCGUCAUGGAGGAGGAUGCCACCAAAGUCACCGCCCUGAAGCUGAGGCUGGAUGAGUCCCAAAAAGUUCUGCUCAAGGAGCGGGAGGACAAGCUGGCGCUCAGCAAGAACAUCGAGAAGCUGGAGGGCGAGCUCAGCCAGUGGAAGAUCAAGUAUGAGGAGCUCAACAAGAACAAGCAGGAGGUGAUGAAGCAG
Molecule: messenger RNA, 853 nt
Organism: Manacus vitellinus (golden-collared manakin)
Lineage: Eukaryota; Metazoa; Chordata; Aves; Passeriformes; Pipridae
Product: coiled-coil domain-containing protein 102A-like
Source: RefSeq, a predicted model, not a curated record